UGCAAAAUACAAUAACUUUCUCUCUGAUUAUCUUAUACAGUCUAUGAGCGAAAAAAAAAAAAGAACACACAUGUUGAACCGUGUCAAAGUACUUUUUUUUAUUAUUCAAGGACUUUGAUCGCACAGCUUUGCAGUUUCAGGAGAGAACUGACUGAGAGAGAUACAACAGGAAGGUGCCUUUUGUUAAAACUCUAAGAUGCUUUGCCUAAAUAAUGGACUGUUCUUUGGACCUAAAGAUAAGCUUGGUUACUUCAGUGCUUGGGUUUUCCAGCAAGCUGUGAUCCUCCUUCUACUGACAGACUCUUUCAGAGGCCAGUCUCAGGGGGUUGGAGCAUCUCAAACAAUAGUGGCAGUAGUUGGUGAGGAUGUUAUCUUGCCUUGCCACCUGGAACCUGCAGCAGAUGUUGUUUCCAAGAGUCUGGAGUGGGGGAGACCUGACCUGGAACCCAGAUUUGUCCAUGUGUGGCAUGAAGGUCAAAACCUUCUGGUUAACCAAAACCCGUCUUACAAAGGAAGAACAUCACUGUCCAUCGAGAAGCUGAGGCACGGAGACCUUUCACUGAAACUCUCUGCAGUGAAACACUCUGAUAAUGGAAUAUAUAGAUGUUACUUUCCCUCUCAAGAUAAAGAAUCUACUGUUGAGCUUGUUGUUGGUUCUGUCUCCUCACCUGUCUUAGCAGGGAUUUACUUAAACAGCAGUGUAGUGAUUUUAAACUGUGACUCUGAGGGCUGGUAUCCAGAGCCUGAGGUGUUUUGGCUGGACGGUGAGGGAAACCUCCUCUCUGCUGGACCUACAGAGACAGUCAGAGGUCCUGAUGACCUCUAUACUGUCAGCAGCAGAGUGACUGUGGAGAAGAGACACAGCAACAGCUUCACCUGUAGAGUCCAACAGAAGGACAUCAACCAGAUCAGAGAGACUCACAUCCAGGUUACAGCUGACUGCUUUGUGGCCACAUCUACUUCUGCUGCUCGUGUCAGCAUUAUCGUGGUUGUUGUCCUCAUUUUUAGUCUUGCAGGAGUCUUUCUUACGUGGAAAUGGAGACAAAACCAAACCAAAGAAACAAAGAUGCACCAUGAGGCUGAAACUGAAAAGAGAGAGAGAGAGCAGCUCGUGGCACAAAGUAAGGAAAUGGAGGAUUUGGAGGAGAAAAAGGCAAAACUUGAAGAAGAGUUACAGAAGAAAGAGGAAGAGCAGAAAGACUUGGAACAGGUGGUUAAUAUACUGAUGGAACAAAGCAAGGAACUGCAAAACCAGAGGGAUCAGCUCCAACAUCAAAAGGAGGACAUGGAGAAAAACAUGGCAGAUAUUGAGAACAAGAUUCAGUCAGUGGAGAAGAUGGCAGAAAGUGACCGAGCUCAGGGAUACUACGAAAUGAAAAGUAUCACAUUAACGGCCAAAAGACAGCUGGUGGAUAGAAAACAAGAAGAUGCAAAACUUCACCUGCAAACACAAACACUACUGAACAAAACAAACGGUUUGUUAGAUGGAAUGACAGACAGGAAGAAGGAGGUGGAGAACCACAAGGAGAAAAUCAACGAGCAGCUGGAGGAGAUUCAGAGGAAACUUCAGACAGACGAAAGACUGGAAACUAGACCCGUUAAAUUAUCUAUAGACAACAACGUCUAAGUUUUAAUGAUA
Molecule: messenger RNA, 1639 nt
Organism: Micropterus salmoides (largemouth bass)
Lineage: Eukaryota; Metazoa; Chordata; Actinopteri; Centrarchiformes; Centrarchidae
Product: butyrophilin subfamily 1 member A1-like
Exons: 6
Coding region: 197-1627 (476 amino acids)
Source: RefSeq, a predicted model, not a curated record